Penicillium samsonianum is the source of this 441-nucleotide messenger RNA. RefSeq lists its product as uncharacterized. The record is from RefSeq and is a predicted model, not a curated record. NCBI's taxonomy places the organism in Eukaryota, Fungi, Ascomycota, Eurotiomycetes, Eurotiales, Aspergillaceae. The transcript is spliced from 3 exons. The coding region runs from base 1 to 441 and encodes 146 amino acids. Gene Ontology annotation, cellular component: outer membrane.
AUGGCCAAUCGUGACUACUACGGCGAUAGUGUUCCGGCUCACCUGGAUGCAAGGAAAGAGCCACAGACUCAUAAUUUUGAGGCAGGUCAAUCUUCUCAGGAACCAUGGAAGGGCGCUCUGGCAAACAAGGGGGAAGAACUAGUCAGUCAAAAGACGCAGUGGAAUGAUGCAAAUCAGAUGAAUGCCUUUGGUGACAGCGCCGAGGGCGAGAGAGGGCUGGGCGCAACAGUACUUGGAGGUGCAGGAGGUGCCUUUGUCGGCCACAAAGUCGGAAAGAAGUCCGAUCAUGGGAAGUUGGGGGCCGUAGGAGGUGCUUUGGCUGGAGCGGUAGUUGCAAACCUGGCGGAAAAUCUAGUCAAAGGACAUCGCAAUGGGCAUCGUGGCUCGGGCCAUGAUCGUCGUCGAGAAAGGCUGGAGAGGAGAUUGGAUAGACUUGGGUAG